Messenger RNA from Penicillium taxi, 927 nucleotides. Its product is annotated as DUF3431 domain-containing protein. The coding region runs from base 1 to 927 and encodes 308 amino acids. The record is from RefSeq and is a predicted model, not a curated record. The transcript has 3 exons. Lineage: Eukaryota; Fungi; Ascomycota; Eurotiomycetes; Eurotiales; Aspergillaceae.
AUGCGAGCUACUCGAUUCGGACUGCGUGUUGCACUAUGCGCAACCUCUCUCAUUGUUUUUGGCUGUUACCUACUGCAGGCGCACCUGCGGGAAAUCUGCACUCAAUAUCGUGCCGGUCAAUACUUGGCUGAUUGGCUGGACCGUUCUACAACUACAACCCCGCGUCCCCACUACAAUGCUAUUCCUGAAGACAAGGUCAUUGUCAUGGCCAAGUUGAAUGAAGAGAAUACUGAUUGGGUUGCAACCGAGCUUCCAGAUUGGCAACGCGCUAUCUACACUGUUAAUCCAACCCAAGAACUACGAAAUGAUGAUAACGUUCUCACGACACCAAUCAACAAAGGCAAUGAGGCAAUGGCCUACCUCACCUACGUAAUAGACCAUUACUACGUCCUCCCCUCAACAAUAGCAUUCCUCCACUCCCACCGCGCAGGCUUCCUAAUGGCAUGGCACGUCGACGCCCCAUUGCACGACAACGUCAACGCAAUGCGCAUGCUGCAACUCGACUUCGUGCAGAAGAACGGCUACGCCAAUCUACGCUGCAACUGGAAUCCAGGCUGUAUGGAAAGCGGCCGCGUAAACCGCCAUGUCACCAGCGAGGUUUGGUGGGAAAUCUUCGUUGGAACGAGCACACCACCGCUAAACCAGUCUUCGCCAUUUGAAACUGAGACUUCCGGGCAGAAGUAUUUGCAUCCUCCUACUCAUAUUGCUGCGGCUUGUUGUGCGCAGUUUGCUGUUACGAAGGAUCAGGUGCGGAAGCGGCCUCGAGACGAUUAUGUCAAGUUUCGCCAGUGGCUUAUCGAGACUGAAUUGAAGAAUGCAAAGUCUGGGAGGGUUAUGGAGUAUUUGUGGCAUAUCAUUUUCAACAUGGAUGCGGUGUAUUGCCCUGAUGAGGAGCUUUGCUAUUGCCAGGUCUAUGGGAAAUGCUAA